GUAAUAGCGGCAGCGGCCGCGGCGGCAAAUAGUUUCAGUUUUACAAAUUUCAAGAUCUAUUCAAGUCCAAGAAUAUAGUGGAGUCAGUGCGAGUCCUACGCAUCGCAGAGUUAAAAGUUAAUAGGCUAAAGCAUUUAGUUUCUAACGCAGCGAAAUCGGUAUUUUUCUAUUUGGAGCCUACACCAUACAGUCGAUGAAACAUCAGUGAUUUUUUUAGUGGUUUUAGUUCAUUUUGUGCGUUUCGUUAUUUAUCCAAGAUGUCCUUUUGGUCCUCGAUAACAACCGGCUUAAGAAACUUUGGAAGCCGAAUUGGAGAGUUCUUUGGUAGAAAGAAAAAAGAGGUGGACAAGGAGGCGGAGUCGAUAGAAAACGCCACUGAAGUAAAAGCUCAGAAAGUUGUAGACAGAGCGGAAGAUGUGGCACAAGACGUCAAAAAUGCAGCCCAUAAUGUUGCUGAAGAUGCCAAGAAUACAAAAAAUGCCUUAAAUGAAGAACUCAACGACCUUGGAAGACAAACUCAAGAAGCUGCUAAAGCUGCGAAACGAGAAGCUGAAGCAAACAUCCAUAAAGCGGUCGACGACAAACUUAAACAAGCUGACAAUGUAGUAAAAAGUACAGUCCAAAGUGCAGAACAAAAAUGGAAAGAAACUGAGGCACAAGUUGCCCAACGAGUAAAGGAAACAGAAGAAUUUGCUGAGGCAAAAAGGCGAGAAUUGGCAGAAACUUUGAGAAGAACUGGACAGAAUAUCGAUAACAAUCUCAGCAAUGCUGCAAUUACAGCAGAGGCUCAUAAAAAUGCGUUAGCAGGAAAUCUUCAUCAAUUUGGAAGAAACGUGGACGAUCAUCUACACCAUACGGGAGACCAGAUUCAUAAAGAUGGUCAGAAUAUUGCUUCCGGCCUCCACAACAUUGGGCAUCAUAUUGAUAAUAAACUUCAUGAAGGUGCUGUUGCUGCAGAAUCUGGGCGACAACAUUUGGGAAAUCAAUUGCAUCAUACAGGAAUGACACUGCAACAGGGUGGCCACAACUUCUCGCUCGGUGUGCAAAAUAUCGGUCAAAAUAUUAACCAAAGCUUAAACAAAACUGCAGAAAGUGCACAAAAUGCAGCCCAUAAAACAGCCGAAGGUGCUCAAAAUAUCGCAAAAGAUAUCGAUAAUAAAUUGAAACAAACAGCAGAGGGAGCUCAAAAUGCUGCAAACAAAACAGUAGAUGGUGCUAAAAAUUUAGCACAAAAUGCAGCCCACGGAAUCGACAAUGUUUUGCACAAAACGGCAGAAGGUGCACAAAACGCAGCACAUAAAACAGUCGAUGGAGCUCAAAAUAUAGCAAAAAAUAUUGAUAAUAAAUUAAAACAAACAGCAGAAGGUGCACAAAAUGCAGCCCAUAACACAGUAGAAGGAGCUCAAAAUGUGGCAAAAGAUAUUGAUAAUAAAUUGAAACAAACAGCAGAAGGAGCUCAAAAUGCUGCAAACAAAACAGUAGAUGGAGUUAAAAAUUUAGCACAGAACGCAGCCUAUGGAAUCGACAAUGCUUUUCACAAAACGGCAGAAGGUGCACAAAAUGUAGCCCAUAAAACAGUCGAAGGAGCUCAAAAUGUGGCAAAAGAUAUUGAUAAUAAAUUGAAACAAACAGCAGAAGGAGCUCAAAAUGCUGCAAACAAAACAGUAGAUGGAGCUAAAAAUUUAGCACAGAAUGCAGCCCACGGAAUCGACAAUGCCUUUCACAAAACAGCAGAAGGUGCACAAAAUGCAGCCCAUAAAACAGUCGAAGGAGCUCAAAACGUGGCAAAAGAUAUUGAUAAUAAAUUGAAACAAACGGCAGAGGGAGCCCAAAAUGCUGCAAACAAAACAGUAGAUGGGGCUAAAAAUUUAGCACAGAACGCAGCCCACGGAAUUGACAAUGCCUUUCACAAAACAGCAGAAGGUGCACAAAAUGCAGCCCAUAAAACAGUCGAAGGAGCUCAAAACGUGGCAAAAGAUAUUGAUAAUAAAUUGAAACAAACGGCGGAAGGAGCCCAAAAUGCUGCAAACAAAACUGUAGAUGGAGCUAAAAAUUUAGCGCAAAACGCAGCCCACGGAAUCGACAAUGCCUUUCACAAAACAGCAGAAGGUGCACAAAAUGCUGCAAACAAAACAGUAGAUGGAGCUAAAAAUUUAGCGCAGAACGCAGCCCAUGGAAUCGACAAUGUUUUUCACAAAACCUCAGAAGGUGCACAAAAUGCAGCCCAUAAAACAGUCGAAGGAGCUCAAAAUGUGGCAAAAGAUAUUGAUAAUAAAUUGAAACAAACGGCAGAAGGAGCCCAAAAUGCUGCAAACAAAACAGUAGAUGGAGCAAAAAAUUUAGCGCAAAACGCAGCGCACGGAUUUGACAAUGCUUUACACAAAACGGCAGAAGGUGCACAAAACGCAGCCCAUAAAACAGUCGAAGGAGCUCAAAAUGUAGCAAAAGACAUUGAUAAUAAAUUGAAACAAACGGCAGAAGGAGCUCAAAAUGCUGCACAGAGGACAAAAGAAGGUGCACAAAAUGUAGCUAAAAAUAUUGAUAAUAAAUUAAGAGAUGCGGUUGAAGGAACACAGGAAGCAACUCGUAAAACUGUGGACGGUGCUCACGAUCUUGCAAAUAGUGCAGCAAUGGGAGCGAAGAAUGCUGCUCAAAAGACAGCCGAAGGUAUCCAGAACGUGGCUCACGAAACAGUAGAGGGUACCCAAAAUUUAGCAAAAAAUAUUGAUACUAAACUAAAAGAAUCUGCCCAGAAGACUGCUGAAGGAGCCCAGAAUGUUGCAAAAAAUGUCGACAAUAAAAUGCAUGAGGCUGCGGAAGGUGUGAAAAAUUUAGGACAUUCUAUUCAAGAUAAAUCUAGUUCUGCACUUCAUGAAGCAGAUGCUAAACUUAAAGAUGCAGGACAGAAUAUUCAAAGCGCAUUUGUGAAUACUACGAAAAGUGCAAACGACUUUGCUAACCAAAAAAAGCAAGAAAUUCAGGGUGGACUCCAACAAUUUGGUCACAGCAUAGACAACAAAUUAGCAGAGACGGGGAAAUUAUUCCAGAAUAAGAUGCAGGACUCAGCUAAUUUCUUAGAUAAUACACGACACGAUUUAAAACAAGAAGCCGAAGAAAGUAAUAAAAGAAUGCACGCAGAUUUGGACGAUGCAGCAGAUGCUGCUAAAAAUAUAUUUGGAAAGGGAUUAUUCUCUAAAAAAUAAAGAUAUUCUUCAGAGAAAAUCAAGUGAGAGAUGUGUUAUGGUCAAUUACAAAUAGGUCCAAGAUGUUAUAUUUGUUGUUAAUUUUAUAAGAUGUUUGUGUUAGUAAACGCUACAUUAUUUAUUUUUUACACAGCUUACAAUUUGUUUCCCUAUUAAACAAAACAGGUUGCAAGCAAAAUGGCCUAUGUGAAUCAGGUAAUCAAUCGAUGAUGCCCUAAAAUGGAUAUAUCUAGUACUGUUAAGAUGUAAGAAAAAAUCCAGAAAUGUUUAUAAAUAGUUUUCAUAUAAUAUUAAUUACUUACGGGGAUAUAGCACUAAUUUUAUAAUCCAAGUUUAAUUUGUAUAAAUGACAACGUCAAGUAACAAGAGUCCAUUUCGGCUUAAACGCUAGAGCUUUAUUGCGGUCUUAUUAAUAUUAACAAACUGCUAUCCAGCAUAUCCAAUAGAGAAAGUUAUUGCUAUAUUUAUAUAAGAGCUUAAAAAAAGAAAUGCACAGAUCUAUAUGUACCUAAGAUAUUUAUAUAAUUGAUAGAAGAAAGCUAGGCAGCAUAAACAAUACAAAAAAAACGUAUGUGUCUACUUACAUGUAAUUUUACUUGAUGUUUAUGAACACAGCUUAUAUAUUUUUUAUAAAAACCUUAAUAUCACAAUAGUGUCAAUGCCUAUAUCAAACAGACCGAAUAUUGCUAGGGUAUCACCUUCGGUAUCAACCAAGUCUAAACUGCCUUUACUUGCAUAGUACAUGCCUAAAUAGACCGCCUGUCUAGCACAGUGGGUAGAGUUUGUAUUAAAUAAAACAAAAUUAUUAUGUCCGUGGGAUCGGUAUUCAUAAGACGUGAUGCAGUCGUUCUGAUACAUAAGAAAUUCGAAGUGUACCUAAAUAUACAAGAUUGAUGCAUCUUUACUGAUUUUAUAUUAAAGUACUUCGAUAAUAACAGGAUUACCGUAUUUACUUCAAAACUAAUUGAACCUGAACAUAAAAGUAUAAAAAAAUCAGUUUUUGAUCAGAGAUAUCGAUCAUUAGAUCAGAUAUAAUACAUUAUAUUCACUAUAUCAUAUUUAAUCGUUUACAGCAUGCUCUACCUGUCAUUUUAUAACUUUUCUAUAAAUACUUUAUAAUCAAUCUUGGUAGAGCUAACAUGGAAAUCACCAUUGCGAAGGCUUCUUGAUCUUCUGCAAUAUGGAGUAAUUGUCCUGCAUUUGAUAUCUGAGUCCAUUCACGAGUGUUUUUUAACCAAGAAACUUGUUUUCUUCCUACACCUCUACGGCCCUCUAUUUUGCCUUUAAAUAUCAGUUGUAAUAUUUGAUAUCGACUUCCACUUACUAUAUGGACGUAGUAAGACAUAUUUCGAUGUUUAACAGUCUUUAGCAGUUCUCUAUCUUGGUUGACGCUCCUUAGUACUUCUUCAUUAGUUUUCCUUGCUGUCCAAGGUAUCUUCAGAAUUCGUCUAUGAACCCACAUUUCCAAUGCUUCAAUUUUGUUUAUGAUCGAUACUUUUAGCGUCCACACUUCUGCACUAUACAAAAGUACGGACCAAACAUGGCACUUAACCAUUCUUUGUCUUAGUUCUAAACUGAGAUGAUUUGGAUGAUGAUGAUGAGAUGACUCCACGUUGGAGAUUUCAUCGGUGUAGUUAUCUCCAAUUUUUACGACAGCAGUUUGAUUCCAGUACAAAUUUUUAAUGGCACGAAUAUCCUUGUCAUCUAUUUCGAUACUUUUCAGUAUUUGCAUUAAUUUUACAUGCUGUACUUUAUCGAAUGCCUUUUCGAAGUCCACGAAACAUACAAAUACAUAUUUUCUUUGAUCACAAAGGAAACACAUUGGUCACAUUGGAAAGUAUACAGGCAAUAAAUAUUAGAGCAGCAUUAAAGCAUAGCAAUAUUCAAAAUUUAUUUAGAAUAAACUCUAGUAAUAUGGACAAAAAACAAUGAAAAUGUAUGUAUACCAUAUUCUGCGAACGAAAGCCAUAUAUCAUAUACAAGCAAGAUAUAAAAUACCAUCUUCUCUUCAUGAAUUCCUGCAGUAUUUCUCAUAUAGAUCUAAAAGUUUAACAGAAACAUUUCACGUGGCACUUAACAUUGUAGAUUAUAGAUAAAGGGAUUGUUUCGCCUUGUAGACCUUUUCACACUGCGACAUCUUUUGUAUAUAGGCUACACCUCUGCGCUUGCUGUCGAGUUGAAGAAAGACCUCGAUCUUUGAAUAGAGAACUUGCUUUAACAGAUACUUAAACAGUUCCCUAGCCGCGCUGGUCAUGUUCGCUCGCUGCAAAUUUUUCGGUCCAUACUGAUUUUUAAUGGUUUCUUUAAUAUAUAAUAGUUUCUUUAAUAGCUUCUUUAUCUUCGGAAGUAUAACCUGUACCGAAAUCCAGUUUCAUAGUUUCCGGAUGACUGAGUCUGCUUUGUUUACUUGUUCCUGUUUGUCAAUUCUUAUCCGGAGAGAAGCUAGAGAGUGGAUUAUUACUUACGGUAGAUGCACGACUGCCAGGAGAAGGCUAAUAAAACUUUAAUGUCAUGUCAUAUAAGAAGGUGGGCCACUUGGUCAUGCUCACCUCACAGAAUUGUCGACCACGAUCAACCAUGAAAGACACAUCCUCUCUACCACGACAGAGUCUCACGGUUUUAGAAAAAGACUUUAAAAAGAUUCUGAUAAUUAGUAAAAACCCAAGCUCAUUUAUGAAGGCUUUUAGCUUAAAGCUUAAUUUUAUAUUUUAUUCAAUAGCUCAAACAUUAGAAUCGGUCAGAUGACUUUAGUUAAGGCAGCUUUACAUCUAGGCUAUGCAAGUCUCAUGCUAUGCAAGUCCGUCUUGCAUGGCACAUCUCUUGCCUAGCUUGACCUUUUUACAUCAGAGAUAUUUCUGUGCAAUUUUAGAUCCCACUUUCAUUGUUGCCAACAGAGAAAAUAUUUAUCAAUUUGAGGUUAUUUUAUUUCAAAUAAAAAAUAUAAUUAAGUACUAAAAUAAAUAAUAUAAUAAAUAAAUAUACACUAUUUAUGGUUAUUAAAAGGGUGAAGGAUGUCAACCAAAGAAAAGAAAACAUUGUUAUUGUUGAAUAUUGCUGUUGUAGCAACAAUCAUCCAUAGUCAACGACUCACCCAGUCGUUUUUACAUUGACUUUAGAUAUAGUAUAUCUAUUUAUCACCACUUAAUAAACUUAAUUUAAAUCAAAACACAACAAUACACAUGUGGGUUAAGGGACGCUAAAGAUAGAGAUAAGGUUAUGUUUUAUUCUGUAACAGAAUCUAUUAUAAAUUGUUAUGUUGGCAACAUGAAUGUUAACGAUAAAUUGCAUGAAAAAUAGAACAUGUUCUAAUUUUUCGUCUAGCACAGGAAUUGCAUGGAAAUAGCCCGUGGGCAUGCGCAGUUCCAUGAUCUGUCUUGCAUGGCUCUUGCCUAGCAUGAAAAUAGCAUAAUGUAAAACUGUCUUUAUGUUACUUAAUAAUUCCGAUAUAUCGUCCGUAUAUCUUACAUUGUUCAAUAAAAUCAAUAAUAAAAAGCUAUUAGUUGGGUAGAUCAAAAAGUUAUUACAUUAUUCUUUUGUAUCUUGUAUCUUGAUUUUUCAUUAAUUCCGUUUUUGAAUAAAAUGGAAUUUAUGAACAAUUUCGAUCAGCAAACUAACAAAUAAGGAGUUGGAAGGAAAAAUAUUAAAUAUGCGUAUAUCACCACCAAAGACGAAUUACAAAAACAAAAAACUUUGUAUCAGCUAUAAGUGUUAAAUUGUAUUGAUCUAGUCUAGACUAAAUAGCCAAAUGUACCUAUUAAUCAAGGCCGUAUAUAAUAUUCAGAAAAACUAGGAGUUGUAUGUUUGAACAAGGUAUAUGAAUGGUUGAUAAACCGUUGGUGAUACCUACGAAUUAAGUAUUACUGGUUUCUGGUCGGUGCUACGAAUAAGUCUGAUUCAUACUAGCAGCUUUAGCAUUAUAGAAAAAAUUUGAAUGAAAAAUCAACGAAAGCUAGCGAUUAUGUGAGAUUUGGUAGGUCAGAUAGCAAAUAGAACAACUUAUAAUAGAAACAGAGCUAUUUUAAAAGUUUUCAGCAGUUGUAGUUGCGAAACAAUACGUAUUAUUGUAUUACAGUUCUUUCUUCUUAUUAUUGCACAGUCUCCUUUAGAGCAAAUAAGUAUAUCUUCUUCUUGCAGUACCGUCUCCUAUCGGAGGUUGGCUACCAUCACAGCAAUCUUUACUUUGUUGGCUGCAGCUCUGAACAACUGUAUUUAACUGCACCCAUACCACUUCCUUAAAUUUCGCAACCAGGAAAUCCUCCUAAGUCCCACAUUUCUCUUUCCAGGAAAUCCUCCUACAUCCCACAUUUCCAAUAAGUAUAUAUUGAUCGUUAAUGCCAUUGUCACUGCACGAGUGCCUACCUUCUCCAGAUAACAGCUAGCUCUCAAGCGUGAAAUAGUAGGAGGAAUUCAUUAUACAGUCUUCCUAGAUAAAGAACUAAAUAAAAAUGUAGAUACAUAACAUUUUCAAAUGCGUAUUCUAACACUUUCGUGUUGAUACCCUCCUACCUAUUUAAUAAACGAACUGUUUUAAGUAUUUUUAUAUGUGAUUAGGAUUAUGCAAAAUUGCUAUUUUGCUACGCAUAAUUUUUAAUGUACCUUUAAAAUGUUUUGUAAUAUUUUAUAUUUAAAUAUUGUAAUUAUGUUAUAAAAAUGUACCAAUUGCUUGCAAAAUAUAAACUAUGUGUAAACAUUAUUUGAGUA
This is a messenger RNA of Diabrotica balteata, 7904 nucleotides long. The record is from the annotation of a GenBank genome assembly. NCBI's taxonomy places the organism in Eukaryota, Metazoa, Arthropoda, Insecta, Coleoptera, Chrysomelidae.